Nasonia vitripennis (jewel wasp) is the source of this 2877-nucleotide messenger RNA. RefSeq names its product E3 ubiquitin-protein ligase RNF12. Bases 549 to 2387 code for a protein of 612 amino acids. Gene Ontology annotation, biological process: protein ubiquitination. The record is from RefSeq and is a predicted model, not a curated record. Gene Ontology annotation, molecular function: transferase activity. The transcript is spliced from 12 exons. NCBI's taxonomy places the organism in Eukaryota, Metazoa, Arthropoda, Insecta, Hymenoptera, Pteromalidae.
AGUUUAAUUUUUUAUUACAACGACAGAGAUACAAAAAAUGCAAUAUUACAUUUUUGUUAGGUAGGGUUGGAGCAAGACGUACCAGCAUACGAAGACAAGCUACUCUACGCAAAAACCAGUCGUGCCGCCGUGUGCAUUUCAGUAUACCUAUAUAUACAUCAGCCGAGAGUCUCACUCAGACUCUCCUGAGACUCCAGUGCGGUUCGGUGGCGGUGCUGGCGUGCUCGAGACUUCGACGACGACGGCGAGUAAAGUGCCGAGCCGCUGACUAACCGUGCACGGGGCAAAUACGGGAGUAGUGCAGUAGGCACGGGAGAGUGGAGUCGGUAUACGGUAGUCGGACCGUCGGAUGUGCCUCUGCUUCCUGCUUGGCUAUAUACAUAUACUUACUCGACUCGCGUGUUUUGUUUUACACUUCGCUCUCCCGUGCUCGACUCUAUACUUAUUCUUAUACAUAUACUCUUUCUUUCACUGCCGAAAGAAUGACGUGCGACUGAGGAAAUCGCCAUUGCCUUAUUAAUCGGUUCGCCGCGAACGGACGAGCAAGUAUGGCUGAAGGAGAAAAGUCGAAUAUAGUAAGGCCAAAGGAAAAAAACGAGCCCUCCAGUUUUUUUAAUGCUGAACCAGCAGCUGCAGCCACUCUUUUGGAGGUGGUCAACGUGACGUCUUUGGCAAAUAUUUUCGACACUGCUUUCACGUCCACAGCUGAUCCAGUUGUACAUCCUCGCUAUCCCGCAGGAACUGAAAUGGACUGUGAGCAUUUAUUCGCAGAUGCUGCUGGCAUCGAGGAGGGAGACACUGUUGCUGUGCAGGCGCAUCCUUGCCCUGUUCAUCGACACCCAUCAACUCCUCACGAUUACGUCUACAAGCCUUAUUUUCCUACUCCACUUAUGAAUUCCUCACACUAUGGCCUGCCAGAAUCGGUGAAUUGCAAUGAUUGCAAAACCAAACAGGAGGAGAAAUCUUCUGCAGUUUCUCAGUCAAAGCCCAGUAUAGCGUGCAGACUGAAAAGGCCAGUUUGUUCAGACAAGGAUACCUUAAAAAAAUCUGAAAGGAAAUGUGUGAAACCAAAGCGUACAAGAGUGUUGACUGCACCUGAAGCAGACAAUUGCAGUACAGCUGGACCAUCUAGAUUAAUCGAUCACCCUGUAGAUUAUAGCAUAAGUAAAUCAGAGAGUCCUGAACAGGAUAAUCGGAGUCUAGAAGAUUGCAAAGUUGUCCCAAAGAGUACCCAAACCAUUAAUUCUUCAGGUGCAAGUCCUAAUCAAAAUGAUGAACCAACGUCUCCAGAUCUUCUACUUGACUGGAUGUCUAGUGAUAGUAGUAGUAGUGAUAGUGAAGAUGAAGAUAGUUCAAUCGAAGUAGUUGGUACAGUCAAUCCCAUUGAAAUGCAAAGUACACCAAACACCAAUACACCAAGUUCCGAACAAAGUCAACCUAUUUCUGUAGUAGAUUUAACAACAGAGUCAGAUGAUGAACGUAAUGGUAAUAGUAAUCCAGUAAAUGAACCAAAUCGACCGCCUAUAAAUAGUCGACCUAGAAUUAAUAGGCAUUGCUUCCUUCAUCAUCCACAUUCGAGGUCACGUUCGUGUGUCAUGGAUAUAGCUUCAAGAAUGAAUAAUAGAAUGCAUCCCAGAAUGCACAAUUUAUGGAUGAUACAACAACGUAUACAAGAGCAACGCAGGCUUCAUAUGCGUCGUGAUGCCCACAAUGUACAAAGAAUGUAUAGGCACCAUAGAUUUGUAAAUCCUCCACCAAUGAAUAUUAAUCCUUCUGCUCCUGCGCCGUGUAACGGCAAUUGCACGAAUUGUACGAAUGGUUAUGUAUUUAUUCGUGAUCCAAGAUCGAAUCUAUCAUCAAUUCCACCACCUCAGCAGCCCAUGGUGUACAGUCAUCCAGAAGGUGGACCUACCAGAAAUUCUCCUAAUUUUGGAAUGAAUAUUGCGCAUAACCAACACUCCUAUGAGAUGCCUUAUUAUUAUAAUCAAGCAUCAAGAAUGCCCCUACCUCCGGGCAUGAUUUCGCGGCCCCUACCUUUUUCUUCUACACCUACGAUGACUCACCAGGAUGCGUACAUACGCUUUGCUGAUUUUCGGCGCAUUGAGUGUACAUUACGAGGUGGAGCUACACAAGAGUCAAUUGAAAGUCAUACAUUCCCACACACAUAUAAGAGGGUGAAGGAUGUAGAAAAUAAAGAAGAUACCAUUGAAAAGUGCACAAUUUGCCUUUCCGAGUUUGAAGAAAAUGAAAAUGUUCGGAGGCUUCCGUGUAUGCAUUUAUUCCACAUAGAUUGUGUUGACCAGUGGUUAUCUACCAAUAGUUGCUGUCCCAUUUGUCGCGUGGACAUCGAGACCUACGUUUACAAAGAGCUUUCACUUCUUACAUAGUUCUUCAACAAUCGAGAAAGUUUGUUCGUUUUAUGAUUUUAUUUUGCAAAUGCGAUCAUUUAUAAAUUAGGAUUACAAACGACUGAGGUAUUUUCUAAACACGUUCACUGGACAUAAUUAUAAGAGUAAUGAAGAAAAGUGGAUUUCCAGAGUGAUUUUUAAACAAGAAGACUAUUAAAAAAAAAGACGCGCGUAAAAAUACUAAAAAUUGUUUUUUCUUAAAAUGUUUCACGAUAUUUUUUUAAGUUUGAAUUUUACUUUUAAUAUAUGUAUAAAUUACACGUGAAUUUUUGGUAAAAGGUUGUGCGGCUUUUAAGUGCACUUUAUUUCAAAUGACUAAAAAAAUAAUGGUGCUACGCAAUGUAAGAAAAAAAUGACUGUUGGUUCUCAUAAAGGGGAUUGUGAUGUGCUAAGCUAUUUGUAAUAUCUAUUUUUUCUAAGCUAAGCUUAUGUUUAGGAUAAUGAAUAAAAAAGAACUUCGAUAAAGGCA